AUGCCACUCUGGGUGUUCUUUGUGAUCCUCACCCUCACCAGUGGCUCCCACUGCUCACUGCCCACCUCACUGCCCUUCAGGAUGAGGCGAUAUGCAGACGCCAUCUUCACCAACAGCUACAGGAAAGUUCUGGGCCAGCUGUCUGCCCGCAAACUGCUCCAGGACAUCAUGAGCAGGCAGCAGGGGGAGAGGAACCAGGAAGGAACCAGAAUACGGCCUGGCCGGCAGGUGGACAGCAUGUGGGUGGACCACAGGCAGGUGGCGCUGGAGAGCCUCUUGGUAGCCCUGUUGCAGAAGCACAGCAGGAAUUCCCAAGGAUGA
Microtus oregoni (creeping vole) is the source of this 321-nucleotide messenger RNA. It is a transcript of the gene Ghrh, whose product is annotated as growth hormone releasing hormone. The record is from RefSeq and is a predicted model, not a curated record. The transcript is spliced from 4 exons. NCBI's taxonomy places the organism in Eukaryota, Metazoa, Chordata, Mammalia, Rodentia, Cricetidae. Gene Ontology annotation, molecular function: growth hormone-releasing hormone receptor binding; neuropeptide hormone activity; growth hormone-releasing hormone activity. Gene Ontology annotation, cellular component: terminal bouton; extracellular region; perikaryon. Bases 1 to 321 code for a protein of 106 amino acids. Gene Ontology annotation, biological process: adenylate cyclase-activating G protein-coupled receptor signaling pathway; positive regulation of growth hormone secretion; growth hormone secretion.